UCGACAUCACAAAUCACACUAGGGUUUGAGAGAGGCCAGGCCGGCCAUGAGUAGUCAUUUCUGGAGGGACGUGCAAUGGUGGGAGGACUGGCAGCUUCGGUUCCUGGUCCUGGCGAGCCUCGCCUUCCAGUACUUCCUCUUCGCCGCCGCGCUCCUCCGGAAGCGCCGCAUCCCGCACUGGUUCAGGGUCCUCGUCUGGCUCGCCUACCAGGGCGGCGACAUCGUGGCGGUGUACGCCCUCGCCACCCUCUUCAACCGCCACAAGAAGGACGAGGUCGCCGCCGGCACCGCGCACCUCGACAUACUCUGGGCGCCCGUCCUGCUGCUGCACCUCGGCGGGCAGGACGGCAUCACGGCAUACAGCAUCGAGGACAACGAGAACUGGAGAAGGCACCUCUUGGUCGCGGCGUCUCAGAUCGCCAUAGCCAUCUAUGUGUUCGUCAAGUCGUGGUGGUUCCAUGACGAGAGGCUGCUGCGCACAUCGAUCUUGCUCUUCGUCCCCGGCGUCAUCAAGUGCCUGGAGAAGCCAUGGGCUCUCAGGAACGCCACCGUCACCAGCAUCGCCAACUCCUCCGACCCACUGAUGACCAUGACCAUGGAAGAAGACGACGGCUCGCUGCCGACGGACAUGAAGUCGCUCGACGAGUACGUGAAAGCCGCGAGGAAGUGCGUCGACGACGAGGCGAAGAGAGAUCCUCCCCAGUUCUUCGACGACAAGAUGAACGACGAGCCCUACCACCUCUUCGUCGACCUCGCCCACCCCUACUCUGUCCGGCUCAAGAACCUGCAGGUCAUGGCGGUGCCGAGCGGCAGGGCGGAGGCGCACAACCGUGUCCGCGCCUACGUCUCCCGGGCGUUCGACCGCCUCUACACCAAGCACAAGGCGAGCUACGGCGGCGUGCUGCGCGCCGUCGUCGUGCUCCUGACCUUCGCCGACAUCGGGCUCUUCGAGGUCACCCGCCGCCGCCGGGGUGAGAGCUCGCCGUACGCCCGCGCCGACGUCGUCGUCACCUACGUCCUGCUGUGCUGCACUGCCGCCCUGGAGCUCGUCUCCGCCUCCGUCGUCCUGGGCUCCGGCCUGCCGGAGACCGACGACAAGGCCGCACAGUACAACCUCAUCGCCUACCUCGCCCGCAACAGGAGGCGCCGGUGGAUCAGGCACCUCGCGUUCCUACUGGGGAUCAAGGACCAGCUGGACUGGCUCUGGUUCACGGCGCCUCCCCAGCCCACCCGCCGCGUCACCGAGCUCGUCCACGACCACGUCGCCGGCGGCUGGAAGCCGAAUGGCUACAUAAAAUCCUUGGACGACUACCGCCGGUUCAACGACAGCCGCGGCCAGCGGACGCUCGAGAGGGAACGAUGCGGCGGCACGGCCCUCGCGGCGAGCCUGCGCAUGCCAUUCGACGAGAGCGUCCUCGUCUGGCACCUCGCGACGGAGCUCUGCUACUUCGACCACGUCGACACCGGCGGCGACGCCACCCGGCACGGCAGGGUGAUCUCCAACUACAUGGCCUACCUGCUGUUCGCCAGGCCGUGGAUGCUGAUCCCCGGCGCCAGGCGCGGGCUCUUCCGCGCCGUGUACAUCGAGCUCCGGGAAAUGCUCAAGGAGGAGCCGUCAGAGCUGGACGACGAGGAGGAGGAGGCGGCGGUGGCGGAGAAGUUCUCACCGACAGCCAUGGACGAGAUCGCGCGGAAGAUCAUCCAGAAGCUGAGGAACUCACCAACGAGCUCAGACGCCCGCCCACGUGCUCGCAGACUUCCCGCCGAUCUCGUUCGCAAAGCUUGGGCGCUCGCCUACGAGCUCAUGGAGUUUGCCACGGAGAAGACGAAGGAAUUCAUCAAGGAGGAGGAGCAGAAGCCGCCCCCGACGGAGGAGGAGAAGAGGAAGGCGGCGGCGGAGGAGGAGAAGAAGCAGCUCACGGCGGAGAAGAAGGAGGCGGAGCAGAAGCCGCCGCCGACGGAGGAGGAGAAGAGGAAGGCGGCGGCGGAGGAGGAGAAGAAGCAGCUCACGGCGGAGGAGAAGAAGGAGGCGGAGCAGAAGAGGAAGGAGGUGCAAGCGAAUCGUGCCAAGAAGCACGGGGACGCGAGGAUGUGGGAGGUGAUCCAGGGCGUGUGGGUGGAGAUGCUCUGUUUCUCGGCCGGGAGGUGCAGAGGGUACCUGCACGGCAGGAGCCUGGGCAAGGGCGGCGAGUACCUCUCCUACGUGUGGCUCCUCCUCUCGUACAUGGGGAUGGAGACCAUGGCGGAGAGGAUGCAGAGGACGGAGCUGGGGCCCGUGGAAGGGGACGCGGGGGCUCUGGUAAAGACCUCGGAUCCGGACGACGACGACGAGGAAGAACUGGCACAGCUGGCUCGCCCAGUGGCACCCAGAGGCGCAACGGCGGCGGCAGCGGUGGCGCCAGCGGCGAUGGCGGUCUCGGUUGCAGCCGUGGUGCCCGUCCUUGGCGAUGACAAUGUCUGACGGAUGGAGGAAUAAUGGUGCAGUGAACUGUGGAGGUUCGUUGUUUUGUGUUGCUGUUGGUUGCCCUUUUAUGUUCUAUUCUUAAAGGUACAAACUUGUACGUGUGUCUGAUCACCGCUCAGGCUGUUCUUCAUUCAUGCGUACGUGCUAGUAACUGUGGUUUCGUGUUGCUAAUGAUGCUACCGCCCUAUCAUCUUGUUACCGAGCAAUAAAAGUUAUACAGGGUAUGUUGUUUCUCUUA
Setaria italica (foxtail millet) is the source of this 2702-nucleotide messenger RNA. RefSeq lists its product as uncharacterized. The transcript is spliced from 2 exons. The record is from RefSeq and is a predicted model, not a curated record. The coding region runs from base 47 to 2461 and encodes 804 amino acids. NCBI's taxonomy places the organism in Eukaryota, Viridiplantae, Streptophyta, Magnoliopsida, Poales, Poaceae.